Molecule: messenger RNA, 4940 nt
Organism: Gordionus sp. m RMFG-2023
Lineage: Eukaryota; Metazoa; Nematomorpha; Gordioida; Chordodea; Parachordodidae
Product: CD109 antigen-like
Exons: 31
Coding region: 84-4778 (1564 amino acids)
Cellular component (GO): extracellular region
Molecular function (GO): endopeptidase inhibitor activity
Source: RefSeq, a predicted model, not a curated record
AUUUUUAAAUAAAAGUUUCUUAUUAAAAUUUUUUAGAAUUCAAAAGAAAAAUAUAUAUAUUUUAAUAAUCUAUUAAAUCAAAGAUGUAUCUGAAGUAUGGUGCAUUCCUUUGGUUCUGUAUCGUUCAUUCGACAUUCGCGCAGGAACCAAGAAGCGCGGAAGAAAUAUUCGGUACAACUAAGAACGAUUACGUAGCGUUCGCGCCUAAAGUGUUUAGGCCCGGUACGCCUUUUAGGAUAUCGGUCAUAAUAUUCAACCCCGAUUGGAUAGAAAGCAAAUUUACUUUCGAACUAGUCGACGCAACGGAUAUCGCGCUUACUAGGGUCGAACAAUUUUACGAACCCGGAACGUUGACGGUGACGGAUUUAGCGAUACCAACCGUGUUAGACCCGGGUAUCUAUUACGAUCUCAAGUUGACAGUCGUCGGUCCCAAAGUUUCUUACGACAUCCUAGAAAAGCGCAGAUUGUUACUGAGUCGAAACACCGCCAGUUUAUUCAUUCAAUUGGACAGACCGCUCUACAGGGGCGACGAUAUUGUUUCGAUAAGGGUUAUAGCGGUCUUGCCCGACUUAACUUCUUUCAAGGGUCUCGUUAACAUAUUCAUAGAAGAUUCCCGCAAACAUAGGAUAGUCCAAUGGUUAGAUCAAAGUGUUGGUGUAGGUCUGAUUAGCAAGGAAUUCGCUCUCGGUUCGCAUCCCAUAUCAGGGAAAUGGAGCGUCCACGCUUUCAUAAAGGGGGAACGCGAAAUUAUUAAACCAUUCGACAUUAGUGACGAUCAGUUGCCGAUAUUCGAGAUUAAGAUAGAUAUCGUUCCGUUCCAGGUGGUAGGAAAAGAUGUGUCAGGUGUCAUUGAAGCCAUUUAUAAGUUUGGGGAACCUGUCCAUUCAACCGGACAUAUAAAGGUGUCGUUCGAGAACAAUCCCGAAUGCUCUCUCAAAACUUACGAACAAGAUAUUGCCCUGCCAGAAGGGUAUUUCGAAUUUAACAUACCAUACCCGGAAAUAGAAAAGCUUUGUAGCACCCCGUUAAUCGGCGUCCUAAUCAUCAAGGUGUCAAUCAUAGACGAGGCCUCGCGGAUCGAAAGCGUCGCUUUUGUGCCCACCAAAUUUUUCGUUUUCCCUUUCAAAGUCGUGUUUUCUUCCAGCAAUCCCACCUCCUUCAAGCCCGGGUUAACUUAUAUAGGCUACGUGAAAGUGAUUCAACAAGAUGGGAGACCCCUUCCCGCCUACGAUGAGGACAUAGUGGUAAAGGCGACGGCUAGUUCCGUGGCACCGCCAUUCUUCGAAAAAUCUUACCCGAUAAACGCCGAUGGGAUAGUUCGGUUCGAGAUUACUAUACCCCCCGAUAUUAUCACCCUUACUAUAAAUGCCCUGCUGAUAAAAUCCAAGAUCGGUGCCGUAAGCAAAAUCGAGAACAUUCAGCAAUCGAAUACGAAUUCCUUCUUAGCCCUUUCGCUGUUAACCUUUGAACCCAAAGCCGGAGAAGUAGCGGAAUUCGAAGCCAGAGCAACCGACCCCAUCUUCGAAAUAUUUUACAUCGUGUUAUCCAGAGGCACCAUAACAUUCACGGGGAAUGUAGUGAUAGGAGAAAGGAAUAUAGUUUCUUUCUAUGUGGCGCUUACUACAGAUAUGGCCCCUUUGGCUAGAUUGGUAGCCUUUUACAUCAAGGACAGGGAACUAAUCGUUGACGCCCUCAAUUUCAAGGUCACGGGAAUUUUCAGGAAUCAAGUCGAUGCCACCUUCACAAAGCCGGUGGUGCCACCUCACACGGAGGCGGAUCUCGUCAUCCAUACCAAUCCCGAUUCCUUGGUUUGCGUUCUUUCUUUGGACAAAAGGGUCGUCAUAUACAGCAGAGCCUACGAUGUCACGCCUUACGACGUAUUGUUAUCUCUUUCCCAAUUCGACACAACUGAGGGUGGCUUCAACGUUUUGGAAAAUGGCGAAGUAUCUGUUACGAUUGGCGGGAGAGAUACUUUGACCAUAAUCGACCAAUCGGGUCUUCAAGUGUUUACCGAUGCUGAUAUAGAUUUUUCUAGAAGUUCUAACAUGCUUCCAGAAGGUAAAUGCGUCGGGGAUUGCACAUUUAGCCCCUACGUAAGUCAAGGAGGGUUGACAGAAGAACUAGGGUAUAUCAGAAAGUUUUUCCCGGACACCUGGAUAUGGAAGUGCCUGCCAACAAGUCCAGAGGGUGAAGUCGCCAUCAAAGAGAUAAGCCCGGAUUACCUGACCUAUUGGGUCACCAGCGUCUUUUCGCUCCACCCUGAAUACGGUUUAGGAAUUUUGCCGGCUCCUACAUUGUUGAGAGUAUUUGUGCCCUUCUUCACGUUCGUCAAGGCACCCACCUUUGUCAUUCUAGGGGAAGUCGUUGUCAUUCAAGUUGUCGUUUUCUUUUAUGGGGACGUCCCAUUAAAAUCGGUAUUGGUUGAAAUUCGGGAAUCUCCUCAAUUUUUGCACAUACUCAAAGAUGGAUCCACUAGACCAGGGAUUAGGAAAGGAUUGAUACCAGCAAUUAGACCUGGCGGAUCGGGAGUUAUUCUAUUUCCGAUUAAACCAAUAGUGCUUGGAUCGAUAGAACUUAUCAUUGAUUCUCAAUCCAUUCCGUACUCCGAUUCGUCCAUUAAAGUCUUCGAAGUCAGGGCUGGAGGCUUGCCGGUCACUGUUACAGACACGCUGUUCAUAGAUCUGAAGCAAUUCAUUCCUUGCGGCAGAAAAGAAACCCUCGUUUUUUCCCAGGUCUAUCCGCUUCUAUUUCCUCCGGGAGUCAUACCGGGAUCUUUAAAUAUUGAUGUCGCAGUUACAGGGGAUAUACUGGGACCGGUUAUAACGGGACUGACCGAUGAUAAGUUUCUACAAUUUCUUCCCACGGGCUGUGCGGAGCAAAACUUGAUAUACUUCGGACCCCUGAUAUAUACGUACAAGUACCUGCUAGCCACUCAACAACUAGAGGAUUCUUUCAGGCUAAAAGCUAUCAUCAAUAUGCAGAAAGGAUACGUAGUAGAGUUAAGUUUCCAACGACCAGAUGGUUCCUUCGCGACAUUUCCGCUAAUCGUGCUGCCUCCCACGCUUCCUCCGAUUCCAGCUCUACCGCCAACACUGCACAACGCGCCUAGCACAUGGCUAACGGCUUUCGUGGUCAAGUUAUUCAAGCAGGCGACUCCUUUCAUAUACAUCGAUCAGAAGGUUAUUAUUGGCGCCAUUAACUGGCUGACCACCAAGCAGGGACCCUCAGGAGAAUUCUUGGAAGAUGGAGCUCUCCUACUCGAUUCUAUUCAAGGUGUCGAUAUCAAGAACGUUUAUUCUCUCACCGCAUUUGUGGUCAUCGCUUUGAUCGAGAACAAAGACUUUUCCAAAGAAAUACCAAUUAUAACAGCCGUCAUUUCCAAAUCCCUAUUAUUCUUGGAAUCCAAUCUUCCCACCUUAUUCGAGGAUCCUUACAAGCUAUCUAUCACGUGUUAUGCACUCACUCUAGCUAAAAGUUCUAAAGCACCCUUUUGCGCGGACACCAUUUACAAAAUGGCCGUUAAAGAUGAUAUUUAUAUCCAUUGGACGUAUCUGGAUAACGGAAGAUUGAGCGUGGAAACCACGGCUUACAACUUACUCACGCAUCUCUUACUCAACAGAAUUUCGGACGCUACCAAGAUCGCCAGAUGGCUUGUCGUUCAGCAAGGCGGAUAUGGUGGCUUCUAUUCGACUCAGGAUACGAUAAUAGCUCUACAAGCAUUGGCCCUAUUUUCCGAAUUGACGUUCUGUCCCGAUCCCAUAUACAGAGUCAAAAUCAAAUUUGGCGACAAAAUUUUUCCCUUCACAAUUAAUAGAAUUAACGCGAUACUAUAUCAAACCGUUUCCUUACCUAUAGGCGAUAUCAUCCCCAAGGAAAUCUUUAUAGAUGCAGCUGGACAAGGUGUGGGAUUAGUGCAGGUAACCUCUAAUUAUCACUUGGACGAAAAGGCGAUAGGCUCGUUUAAAGGAAAGGCCAGUAGUAAGUCAAAGGAAGAAGUUCUUAGCGUCAAGCCAAAGGUAGUAACUAUUACUGGCAAGUCAAAGGAAGAAGUUACAGACAAGCCAAAAAUAGAAACUUUUACUGGCAAGUCAAAGGAAGAAGUUACAGACAAGCCAAGGGUAGAAACUUCUAUUGGCAAGUCAAAGGGAGAAGCUAUUGGCAAAUCAAAGGGAGAAGUUAUCAGUAAACCUACUCUGAACUCUACAAUGGUGGAUAAUUCUUCCACUUUUUCUCCUAUAAUUCUAAGAAUAGAUAAUGGAUCGGCAAUAAAAUCCAAUUUAACCUUCAUAACAGCUUUGUCUAAAGCCAAUGUAGAUCAAGGUAAACAACAUUUCUCUUUACUCAUCAUCACGUUGGCGAGCAGUGAAAUAUUGGGAGUCAAAGCUUGUACAAAGUGGAAUCUGGAUAAGCCUUCCGACAGUGGAUUUACGAUGCUGGAAAUGGGAGUUCCCACCGGAUUCAAGCCUGAUGUAGGAUCGGUGAGUUUGAUAGACAGCUUAGCUUCGGUCAAGGAAGACAAAGACAAAUUGGUCUUUUACCUUAAUGGGGUUACCGGAAGUCAAAUAUGUUUGGAAUACAAAUUGAAGAGAAUAGAUUUGGUCGGAAAUCAAAAGCCCGUUCCUUGUAAAAUUUACCAAUAUUAUAACCCAGAUACUGUUGUGACAAAAUUCCUAGACGCUGUAACGGAACGCUUGAAGACGGUAUGCGAUUUGUGCAAAGCGGGAUGCGUUAAUUCUUGUCCAGCGUUUGAUAUAUCCGCAAAUUCCACUAAAUACUAAUUCAUAUAUUAUUGUAUGUAAAUAAAAACAAAAUUGAUUUUAAAAAUUUUUAUAACCUCCAUUCAUAUAUAUUUUUUUAAUAUUCUUAUUUUUUUUAAAUGAAUAGAUUUGUAGUUUUUUUAAACAGUAAUGAUUUAUUUAAAUAAAGUGUAUGUUUUUAAA